Capsella rubella is the source of this 364-nucleotide messenger RNA. RefSeq lists its product as uncharacterized. The coding region runs from base 42 to 272 and encodes 76 amino acids. The transcript is spliced from 2 exons. The record is from RefSeq and is a predicted model, not a curated record. NCBI's taxonomy places the organism in Eukaryota, Viridiplantae, Streptophyta, Magnoliopsida, Brassicales, Brassicaceae.
UCAAAUCUGUACGCAUUUCUUUUUAAAAUCAAGAAGUUGUUAUGGCAACCGAGCGAUCAAGCUCAAUCAUCCUCCUUUCUGUUCUUGUACUUGCUUUGGUCUUCUCUCCUACACUUCCAUGUCAAGCAGCUCGAGUGCAUCUCGAUGUUGAAGGGCAUUGGCUGAGAAGACCACCACCACCGCCAAUUCGUUUUUGCCCGGCGUGUGCGUGCUGUGCACCAGCUCCAAAAGGUUCUUGCUGCCCAUGCCGCUGCACCAACAUUAAUCCCUAAUGAAUGUGAUGCUGCUUUCUGCUAGCAUGUGUAUGUGUUUGAUAUAUCUAUGUAUUAUGUAUACUCUUGAAUAAGCAAAUCAAAAGCUUUCU